Hypanus sabinus (Atlantic stingray) is the source of this 4919-nucleotide messenger RNA. Its product is annotated as SEC14-like protein 5. Gene Ontology annotation, cellular component: cytoplasm. NCBI's taxonomy places the organism in Eukaryota, Metazoa, Chordata, Chondrichthyes, Myliobatiformes, Dasyatidae. The record is from RefSeq and is a predicted model, not a curated record. Bases 131 to 2302 code for a protein of 723 amino acids. The transcript has 17 exons.
UUACUGACUUUACAGGUUACCCCGCGGGCCUCUCACCUUCCAUUACAAACCCAGUAUUUGGGGAAUUGAAUGAGAAAACGCUGAAAACGCCCAGUGGCUUGGGAAGCGCCUCUAAUGUUACAGAGAGAAGAUGGUGCAGAAAUACCAGUCCCCCGUGCGGGUCUACAAGUACACGUUUGAGAUGGUGAUGGCAGCUUAUGAGAAGAGAUUCCCGACAUGCCUGCUGAUCCCGGUUUUCCUGGGGAGUGAGAAACUCAGUGAGUACAAGAAUGAGGAUGGCUCGCUGCAUGUUGUGGAGCGAAGCUGCAAGUUGAACGUGGAGGCCCCCCGGCUGCUGAAGAAGAUCGCAGGAGUGGAGUACGUCUACUUUAUCCAGAAGAACACACUCAACUGGAAGGAGCGAACACUGCUGAUCGAGGCUCACAACGAGACGUUCGCCAACCGGGUCCUGGUCAACGAGGUCUGCAGUUACAGAGUUCACCCAGACAAUGAGGACUGGACCUGCUUCGAACAGUCUGCAUCGCUGGACAUCAAGUCAUUCUUUGGCUUUGAGAGCACGGUGGAGAAGAUUGCAAUGAGACAGUACACAGCCAAUGUCAAGAGGGGUAAGGAAGUUAUCGAGUACUACCUAAGGGAACUGACAACACAGGGAACUCGACACAUCCCUCGUUGGACUCCUCCUGUGUCAGCCCCUAUCAAUGAUGAGGUGCCAGUGUCCAGCUGUCCUGCACCAGUAUCCUCGGCACCUCUCGGGACCGAGCCAUCGGACACAGAGACAGACGGCACCCCCGGGGAGGCAGCGGCCAGUCUGUGUGAACCCACAGCGUCUGAUGCCGACAAGCUUGAUACCGACUACAUCGAGCGUCACCUGGGCCAUCUGUCUCCGAUGCAAGAGAGCUGCCUGAUCCAGUUGCGCCAGUGGCUGCAGGAGACACACAAAGGCAAGUCUGAGGCGGGGGACUGGAAACCAGAGAAGAUUCCCAAAGAUCAGCACAUUCUGCGUUUCCUGAGGUCACGGGACUUUAACCUGGAGAGGACGCGUGAGAUCCUGUGUCAGUCCCUCACGUGGCGAAAGCAGAACCAGGUGGACCACAUCCUUGAGAUGUGGAGGCCUCCCCCAGUCCUGCAGGACUACUAUACAGCAGGGUGGCACUACCAUGACCGAGACGGCCGGCCGCUCUACAUCCUGCGCCUGGGACAGAUGGAUACCAAGGGGCUACUGAAAGCUCUUGGGGAGGAGGCCAUUUUGCGGCACGUGCUGUCCAUCAACGAGGAUGGCCAACGGAGGUGUGAGGAGAACACCAGAGUCUUCGGGCGUCCCAUCACUUCCUGGACGUGUCUGGUGGACAUGGAGGGGUUGAACAUGAGGCACCUAUGGCGACCGGGAGUGAAAACGCUGCUUAGGAUCAUCGAGGUGGUGGAGACAAAUUAUCCCGAGACCCUCGGGCGGUUGCUCAUCCUCCGAGCUCCCCGAGUCUUCCCCGUGCUCUGGACAUUGGUUAGUCCAUUCAUCAACGAAAACACCCGGCAGAAGUUCCUUAUCUACAGCGGCAGCAACUUUCAGGGUGCAGGAGGUCUCCUCGAUUACAUAGAGAGGGACCUCCUUCCCGACUUCCUGGGUGGAGACUGCCUGUGCAAUAUCCCAGAGGGAGGAAUGGUCCCCAAAUCCUUAUACCAGUCUGAGGAAAUGCUGGAUAAUACGGAUCACAUUCGACUCUGGACAGAAACCAUUUACCAGUCUGCCAACAUCUUCAAGGGAGCUCCACAUGAGAAGGUGAUUGAGAUUCUAGAACCCACAUCGGUCAUCACCUGGGACUUCGACAUACUGAAGGGUGACGUGGUGUUCAACAUCUUCCAUUCCAAGCAACCACUGCUGGCCCAUGGCAGGGACCCGGCUGGCUCGAUCGGUGCCUUUGCUGUCGGCAACAACAUGCAGCUGAUAGACAGGAGCUGGGUGCUGGGGAAGGACUUCAGCUCUGUGGAGUCACCACUCGUCUGCCACGAGGGAGAGAGCAUCCAGGGCUCACAUGUGACCCGCUGGUCUGGCUCCUACAUCCUACAGUGGAAGAUGUUGACACCAAGCCCAUGCAACUCCAAUCUCCCUCGUGUUGACGACGUCUUAGCUAGCCUGCAAGUUUCCUCCUACAAGUGUAAAAUUAUGUUCUACACUGAAGUACUGGCAUCAGAGGACUUCAGGGGCUCCAUGUCCAGUCUCGAGUCUUGUCAUAGCGGCUUCUCGCAGCUCAGUGCUGCCACUACCUCGUCUAGCCAGUCGCACAGCAGCUCCCUCAUCUCCAGGUAGGGGCCCUGCUGAUGGCGACAUGAGGAAAGCUAACUACCUCAGGGUCAGGUACAGCGGUGGCUCCACCACGCUCCACGCCAGUCCAAACCUCACACUCGUGUGUUUACAAUGGUUGGGGACGGGACAUCUAGUGACUUUGGCCUCUUCAGUCGUAUAUGUCACACUCUAGGCUGAAUGGGUGCAGUGGACUGACUUCAGCACAUCCUUGCCCUGCUCAGGUGUUGUUUGUCCAACACCAAGGCACUUCACAACUCACCCACUCGUCAGGGACAAAUUGUUCCGCUACACUUAACAUAGAAUACCCAGGGGCAAAAUGCUGGAGGAGCUCAGCAGGUCAGGUAGCAUCUGUGGAAAGGAAUUCCCCUCCAUAGAUACUGCCUGACCUGCUGAACUCCUCCAGUACUGUGUGUGUAUUGCUCUGAACUUCCAGCAUCUACAGAAUCUCUUAUGUUCGAUAUUGAAUACUCAUUCAUUUUUCAGCCGCUUGUCUGAUUGGGAGAACUCAGCUGUGUAACAGUUCCGACUGGUUCCCACUGACCCUAUCCAUACUCACUCCUCUCUCCAUUACUACUUUAUCAGGGAUGAUCUACCUCUCUUUGGAAGGUGAUGUGCUGGCUUAUUAAAUCCACUUGCCCAACUAUCAGACUCUCUCUCUGUGCUGAAUAAAGUGGCUUCACUUUUUAACUUCAGAUCCUUUUGUGAUCUUGUUUAUCACACUUCCAACUAUUUCCACUGGAAUCCAGUCCAUUUGUGAGUUCUGUCCGAGUCUCCCUGGAACACCAGGAAUCCAGUUAUGGGCACACAGAUGCUGUAUGCAAAUUUAUGAAAACUGGUUUCUAGUGUGUGCAGACCUGGGGCCUCUCCGUUUCAAAGCCUGUCUCAUUUAUCCAGGCCAGCAUUGAAUCUAUGAGCUUUGCCCUAGCCUUCAUGAGAACUGAACUGCAGUUGCAUCUGGUGCCGUCACUGCCUACCACAGUGUUCUUUACUUCCUGAUUCAUAUGGUGGAUUUUAAAUGCACAGCUCUGUCACUUUAUUUUUUAUCAAUCCCUUUGACCCUUGUGGCUGGUGACUGCUACAGCCAUGGGGUAAACCCUCGCCACUUUUCCAAGGAAAACUCAACCACAAUGGCAGGAGGCGAAGGGGUGGUUUGUUAAUUCCCCUCCCCAUGGUUAGUUUCUCUGCUGAGGACUUUAGACAUCUUGAGCACCCCCCAUGUUAAUUUGAUUUCCUGCUACAGGGAUAUAGCUGCUGUGUAGUGGAUGGUGGGAUCCUCCACAUAAUAAUCACCGUCAAGCCUUGCAUUUACAGAGAGAGCAUAUGGCAGGCACAUUGCAAUGAGAAUAUUGUGAGAGUGAUUGUUUAAAAACCUGGCAGAAUUUAAUUUUGGGAAAGAGGAGGCUGUCUCCAGAUCAUCUGUAUGACAGUGAGCUUUUAUCUUAUCUGAAUGCGUUCUGGGAUAUGUCACUGAUUUUCAUUUUUCGGUGCAAUUGCCUAACCCAUUUAAAUCUCAUUAAUGUUUUUAACUUUGUACUGUAAAGUAAGGUUUUAUUUAUUGGAAUUACACCUUUAUAAGAAAUGUGCAGAUUUAAUAUUUAUGUGAACUCUUGUAUACGAACGUGGGCAAGGCCUCCUGCUUCCCCUUUCAUUGCCUGACAGCCCCGUUCCUGUCCAUCUUGGAGUUGGUGGGACAGCUUCAUGCAUUUGGAUGGGGAGAUGGCGGGUGCCUGAAACUGUUGAUGAGAUGUGGCUGAGGCUGGAACUUGCUGCCUUUUUCACCGGAUCUGGUUCCUUAUCUUAAGACCAUAAGUAGGCCAUUUGGCUUAUUCCAUCACAGCUAAUUUAUUUUCUCUUUACAACCCCAUUCUCAUGCUUCCUCCCCAUAACCUUUGAUGCCCUGACUAAUCAAGAACCUACCAACCUCUGCUUUAAAUACACUCAAUUACGUCCUCCAUAGCAGUCUGUGGCAAUGAAUUCCAUAGAUUCACCACCCUCUGGCUAAAGAAAUACCUCAUCUCUGUUCUAAAUAAGACAUCCCUCUGGUCCUAGGCUCCACACAGGAAACAUCCUCUCCAUGUCCAGACUAUCUAGGUCUUAUCCUUUAACCCCUGACAAGGGUGAGGGCAACACUAUCUGACAGCCUAACUCUGACCAUCCCACACAGAUCCUGGUGUCCUGCCCUGCAACAUCAUGGGAUGAAUACCUAUUCCUGGCAGUGAGAGAGGUUUACACUAACCUGUGCUCUAGCAGCCCUGCUUCCUUAUAACCUCAAGCAGCACAAAGUUCAAACAACAGGGCCUCUAAUUUCUCUGUGAUGAUUACAUUCAGUGGGGCUUUGAGACGUGGAUAAAACGCGAUCGAUUUAAGCUCCUGGGGGAAUGAUAUUUGAAGCUCGGAACGGUUGGUCUGUAAACUGAUCGCUCCCUUAGAUGUGUUUCUGUGACACCAGAUCCUGUUCAAAAGGUUGUGAGCGGUGUUUCCUUCCACUCUGAAUGUCACCCAGGCCUGGGAAUGAACUGGAACGCUGGGUGCAAUUGGCCAUUAGCAAGCACUGUUAAUUUUGUAAAGAUGGAAAUAAAUCUCUUUGUUUCUGGAACAUUCUGUCCAUUGUUUGAAAUGA